Molecule: messenger RNA, 1758 nt
Organism: Exophiala aquamarina CBS 119918
Lineage: Eukaryota; Fungi; Ascomycota; Eurotiomycetes; Chaetothyriales; Herpotrichiellaceae
Exons: 1
Coding region: 1-1758 (585 amino acids)
Source: RefSeq, a predicted model, not a curated record
AUGCCUUCCUCCUCCCCCUCCCCCAUGAAGCGACCGUCGCUAACCGAGCGUGCACCCUCAACACAUUCUCUAUCCUCAUCAGGCAAACAGACAACGAUGCACAAGGUCCACCGUCCUCAUGUUGUAAGUCGUCAUUCAAGAAACGUCUCACACGGGAAGGGGCUCGGUAAAUUGGGCAAAGUUCACUCGACAGCGAACAUUGCUUCAGACGCGCAUCCACACCCACACCAGAGGAAGAAAUCAACUGGCUCCACGCCCCCUCAGAGCCCUGGGGUCCCACUGGUGCGUCGGAACGCUUCGCAAGCUGCAUUGGCCAAGAAUCUUUCCCAUGGCAACCUGCGGAAGAAUCAUUCGGCAAAUACCCUGGCAAGAAACCUCUCCCACCCAGCAUUAAAGAAGGUUGGUCUAGCGCCUGCCCCCAAGAGGAAGAACAAAGAUAGAAGAGAUAAUGUCUUUCAAAUCGGCGAUCACUCCUCAGAGGAUGAAGAGGAGGCAGAAUGGGAGGAUUCUACAACACAAUCGCCGGAAGCCACUCGCAACAACUCAAAGACAUCCACCCCAGCUAGGACGGCGACCCCCAACGGCGAGUCCAUCCCCAAGGAACAUCAUGAAACUUCCAUCAGUCAUCCUUUGCACACAUCAUCACCACCUCAGCCUUCUCUUAAGAACAAUAACCGCUCCGCACCCAACCUGUGGAAGCAGUCUGAUAUGUCUCCCUCACGGACCCCGCCUGAACCACAUUUGCUUCAACAGAAGACACGUGGAUCUCGAGCACCUCCUGCAAUGUCCACCAUCUCAGCACAUGUUACACCAACCCAAUUGACACGAACAGAGUCCUCCAAGUCCUUCUCCCAAAUCACCCACGCCGAAGCAGCAUCUAUGAAUUCCACGCCAACCACGCCCGGUCCUGGGCAGUCUUCUUUGAUCGAUGGCGGCGUAUCGCAUUUUCUUGAGGACCCAGCUUCUUCACAGCGAAUCAUUGAUGAGGACUUGGACUCGGGUUCACCUUCAGGGUUUCUUUCAAAUUACAAACCUCAGCCCUCGGAGAGUCCUGAGAAAGCACGGACAUUUCACAAACCACGAGGCCAACAAGCCCCCUCGCGGACACAGCAGAAACUUGAACUACAGAGGAGGGAGAUGAUACGUGCUAGUGCAUCGACACCAACCACACCGCCCCCCUCAGGAAUGGGAUUGGACCUGGGAUCUUCGACCUCUUUGCAAAGUAGAACAGGAUCAAGAAGUCGAAACAGAAACCUAGCAGGCGGCCGUACCAUUGCUGGAGAGAUCAAAGCUGUUAAGCAAGACUACGAGGGUGCAAUCAAGCAGCUAACAGUGGUAAGAAGGUUUCGAAGCCCGAUCGUUGAGAGCAUGAUCAGACUCAAAGAAAGUGGAACACUGCCUCAGGACGUUGGGGCAGUCUCUGUCGGUGGGGCAUUCUCCAAGAGCAGGCCACAAAGCAGGCGCGGACAGAGUUCGAAUAAUGCCAACGGACAUGCUGCGAAAAGUGGUGUUAGCCGCAGCCUAGAGGACAGAAAGCCGUCCCCCUUGGCUUUGCGAUCGUCCAGUCGAGGAGGAGGGAGAGUCCACUUCCAAAGACAGACCAGUCAUGACGAUAUUGAAGUCACUCCAUCACAUGGCAGCCUGGACGAGUUGCAGGACGAUGAACAAGACGGGCUCUCACCGGAAGAGGCUUUAUUACGCCGGAUUUGGGACAGCCGAGAAGUGUAUGAUUCUGGAGAGCAAGUCGGACCACGAUGA